AUGACAGACUUCGUCACGCUCGAGUCGGCGGACGGGUACAGCUUCGUGGUGCCGCGCAAUGUCGCGCUCGCGAGUCCGACGCUCAAGGCUAUGUUGGACGAGGAUGCCGCGUUCCAGGAGGCUGCGAGCCGCACCGCGAAGCUGCAGUAUCGCGGUAUCAUCAUCCUCAAGGUCAUCGAGUACCUUGCGUUCAAAGUCCAGUAUGCCGACUUUGCAUCGACCGACAUCCGCGAGGACUUCCAGAGCAAGAUCGACCCAUACAUUGCCCUCGAGCUCCUCACAGCCGCCGACUACCUCGACAUCUGA
Cutaneotrichosporon oleaginosum is the source of this 306-nucleotide messenger RNA. RefSeq lists its product as uncharacterized. Gene Ontology annotation, biological process: ubiquitin-dependent protein catabolic process. The record is from RefSeq and is a predicted model, not a curated record. Gene Ontology annotation, cellular component: elongin complex. Gene Ontology annotation, molecular function: protein-macromolecule adaptor activity. NCBI's taxonomy places the organism in Eukaryota, Fungi, Basidiomycota, Tremellomycetes, Trichosporonales, Trichosporonaceae.